AUGCCUCGUCUGACUAGAUCCAGUGAGUUAUUGAAUAUUGUUGACGGUCUAUACUUUAUAGACAACUAUGUUAUUGACCUGGCCUCUAGGAUAUAUAACGAGCUUAGGUCCAUCAUAGCCUCUUUUGGGGAAGACGCUAUUGAGAAACUUACUCCUCAUGUAGUUACACUGUUCAGCAAAUUAAAUGAGCUCGCUAAGGAAAAUGUUGAUCUAAAAAAACAAGUGGAUGCUGUGAGUGAAGACCUGAAUCUAGCCGAGCACAAGUGCGAUGAGCUCAACACCAGUAAUAAGGAUAAGGCUGUUCGUUGUAAUGAGCUGCCGGACCAGUGUGAAGAGGAGGUUACUCGGCUUACCACUGCUCUUGAAAGCAUGCGUGAAGAGAACUUUAGGUUGAAGGGCUCUUUAAGUAAGCUUGAAAGUAUGGACACAGCCAAGCUUCUUGCAGAGAGUGAAAACAAGAUAAUGGGGUUAAUGGAAGAAAAAAAUGUCUCCUGA
This is a messenger RNA of Homalodisca vitripennis (glassy-winged sharpshooter), 495 nucleotides long. RefSeq lists its product as uncharacterized. The coding region runs from base 1 to 495 and encodes 164 amino acids. The record is from RefSeq and is a predicted model, not a curated record. The transcript has a single exon. Lineage: Eukaryota; Metazoa; Arthropoda; Insecta; Hemiptera; Cicadellidae.